Messenger RNA from Lachancea lanzarotensis, 843 nucleotides. RefSeq names its product LALA0S03e01134g1_1 (gene SIW14). Bases 1 to 843 code for a protein of 280 amino acids. Gene Ontology annotation, biological process: protein dephosphorylation. The record is from RefSeq and is a predicted model, not a curated record. Gene Ontology annotation, cellular component: cytoplasm. The transcript has a single exon. Gene Ontology annotation, molecular function: phosphatase activity; inositol diphosphate tetrakisphosphate diphosphatase activity. NCBI's taxonomy places the organism in Eukaryota, Fungi, Ascomycota, Saccharomycetes, Saccharomycetales, Saccharomycetaceae.
AUGGAUAGCGCCGAAAGCGUGGUCGAUAGACUCGAAGAGUUGGGGUCUUUAGACCAACUGGACGUUGUGCAAUUGUUAAAACAAGAAGAUGAUGAGCUGGAGGCCAAAUUGGGACUAGACAGUGGGAUUCUGGACGUACACCGGGUUAUGAAUGAGCAUCCGGGACUGAAGAAACGAGUACGUGCAAUAUUAGAUAGAUUUUUUCCUCGAGAAGCCUUGCAGAAAAGACAUGGUGAACAAGAAGAAGAUGUAGACGACGUUUACGACGCAGAGGAGCACCGAGAAAAAUCCGAAGCGGUUAGAAAAACUGCUGGAGUCGAUUCCUCCUCCACUGUGCAAGAGGUGGUACCGCCGGAAAACUUUAGUCACAUUGUGGGAGAGAUCUACAGGUCGAGUUUCCCACGACCGGAAAACUUCCCGUUUCUACAGCACAGCAUCAAGCUGAAAUCCAUAAUGGUGCUUUUCCCUGAGGAUUACCCACAGGAGAACCUAGAUUUCAUGGCAGAAGCAGGAAUCACGCUGUUCCAGAUAGGCAUGAGCGGGAAUAAAGAGCCGUUUGUGAAUAUUCCAUCCAACCUGUUGACCAGCGCUCUGGAGAUCGCCAUAAACCCAGAAAACCAUCCAAUACUGAUACACUGCAACCGGGGCAAGCACCGCACUGGGUGUCUUGUUGGGUGCAUCCGACGAUUGCAGAAAUGGUCUCUGACGAUGAUUUUCGAUGAGUAUCGUCGGUUUGCGUUCCCCAAGGCAAGAGCGUUGGACCAGCAAUUCAUCGAGAUGUAUGACGAUGAAAAGAUCAAACAGAUAGCGGCCGAAAACAACUGGCUGCCGAUCAAAUGGUGA